Molecule: messenger RNA, 750 nt
Organism: Onychomys torridus (southern grasshopper mouse)
Lineage: Eukaryota; Metazoa; Chordata; Mammalia; Rodentia; Cricetidae
Product: proteasome subunit beta type-5-like
Exons: 2
Coding region: 1-750 (249 amino acids)
Cellular component (GO): proteasome core complex
Molecular function (GO): threonine-type endopeptidase activity
Source: RefSeq, a predicted model, not a curated record
AUGGCGCUGGCUAGCGUUUUGGAGCAGUCAGUGAUGGUGAACCAGCAUGGGUUCUUUGGACUCAGAAGUCAGAAAGAUCUGCUGGAACUGUGUCUGGGAAGUCCUGGUGAUGGGCUGAGCCUUGCUGCACCAAACUGGGGUGCCCUAGAGGAGCCAAAAAUCGAAAUGUUUCAGGGAACCACCACCGUGGCCUUCAAGUUUUGCCAUGGAGUGGUUGCAGCUGAUUCCCGGGCCACAGCAGGUGCUUAUAUUGCCUCUCAGACAGUGAAGAAAGUGAUAGAGAUCAACCCUUACCUCCUGGGCACCAUGGCUGGGGGUGCAGCCGAUUGCAGCUUCUGGGAGCGGUUGUUGGCUCGGCAAUGUCGAAUCUAUGAGCUUCGAAAUAAGGAACGCAUCUCUGUCGCAGCGGCCUCCAAACUUCUUGCUAACAUGGUGUAUCAGUACAAAGGCAUGGGGCUGUCCACCGGCACCCUAAUCUGUGACUGGGGUAAAAAAAAGAAAAAAAGAGGCCCUCACCUCUACUAUGUAGACCAUGAAGGGAACAGCGUUUCUGGAACUGUCUUCUCUGUGGGUUCUGGCUCCAUGAAUGUUUAUGGGGUCAUGAAUCGAGGCUACUUCUAUAACCUAGAAAUGGAGCAGGCAUAUGAUCUGGCCCUCCGAGUUAUCUACCAAGCCAUCUACAGAAACGCCUACUCUGGAGAUGCACUCAGCCUCUACCACAUAUGGGAGGAUGACGACCUAUGUCUCUAG